AUGCAGAGGCAGAUCAACAACUCCCAUUUCGAUGAACUCAAAAUUGGUGAGGAGUGCCUCGAAUACUCAACGAGAGUUCUGGAGGCUUUACCCUCGCUCCCUGUCACUCAAGCGACAUCAGCCACCGGAGUAGGGAUUUGUACCUCAGGAGACACGCAUGCUCGAAGCCAUGGUCACGACAUUGCCAUUACCGGAACUUCAAAUAAUUUACCAGUGAUAACCAGCUAUAAUAUACCACUGGCUCAAGUUCCGGCCAAAAGAAGAAAUAUCUACUUCGUUUCAGCUUUCUGUAGUCUAGGCGGACUCUUGUUUGGGGCCGAUACGGGUAGCAUUGGUUCAAUUACGUCAAUGCCGCAAUUCGUUGAAGUGUAUCCUAUCCUAAGGAAUGAAGCUGUGCUCGGUGCCUUGGUCGCUACUAUUCUUAUGUCCGCAUCGCUCUCUAGCUUCGCUUCUGGAUGGCUGAGCGACAAGUAUAGCCGUAAACGGACAAUCAUGCUUGGAGCAUAUAUUUUUGGAAUCGGUGCCGCACUGGAGGCUGGAAGUGUUAAUCUAGAGAUGCUAAUUAUUGGAAGAUUGAUAGUUGGAGUGGGCGAAGGCUUUUUCUUGUCUGCUAUUGGUGUAUAUUUAGUCGAGAUUUCCCCGCCGGAUGUCCGAGGGCGUAUCUCGUGUAUGCUCCAACUCUUUGUCACUAUUGGUAUUGCACUUGGAUACUUCAUUUGUUAUGGCACCCUCAAUAUCCGGUCUACACUUUCCUGGCGCAUACCCUUCAUAUUCCAGGCAUUAGUAUCAGCAAUACUAGGCACCGGGAUGCCCUUGCUUCCCUAUAGCCCCAGGUGGCUGUUCCAAAAUGGGAGGGUUGAAGAAGCAUGGAGGGUCCUAGAAUCCUUCGACCGCCACUCCUCUUCAGAAAAAGAGAAAGAAGAACUUAUUGCUAAAUCGCAAGAGCGACAGGGCCGGAAUGAGACGGUUGGAGUUAUCCAGGCGUUCCGAGAUCCAGAUAGCAGGGGUCGAACCCUGCUGGCUAUUUUCAUGAUGGGGAUGCAACAACUAUCUGGGAUCGAUGGUGUUCUCUUUUAUGGACCUAUACUAUUCUCUCAAGCCGGUUUAACCUCACGCCAAGCCUCAUUCCUCGCUUCCGGUGUAUCGGGCAUAAUAAACGUCAUAUGCACUAUUCCUGCCCAAUUAUAUCUACUAGAUAAUUGGGGAAGGCGUUCUUCUGCAAUCGUCGGUGGGCUUAUUAUGGCCGUAUGCAUGUUGGCCAUUGGCUCUAUGUAUGCGGCGGGCGCAGAUGCUGGACAAGGCAAAUAUGCAAUUCUCGUUUUCAUUUAUCUCUUUGUCGUUGCAUUCUCGACCACCUGGGCGGUUUCGUUCAAGGUCUUCAUCACCGAAAUACAGCCCAUGCGUGUUCGAGCUACUGCAUCUUCACUUGCGCACAGUUCCAACUGGCUCUGUAACCUUGCGGUUGCAUUGACUACUCCUCUGUUUUUAUCUCGCAGUUCCUCGGGACCUUACUUUAUGUUUGGUGCUUGCCUGCUGCUCACUUCGGUUGUCUGUAUGAUUUGGAUGCCUGAAACAUUAGGAAAGUCUCUUGAAGAAGUUGACGAAGUCUGGGAGGCUCGCAUGAAAAAGAGCAAGGAAAUCAUUCACUCUCUGGCAACUUUUGGAGUCGGGAGAGAACGUCGUAACAAUGCAGAUGAGUUGGAAAUGCAGGAGCGGGCUAGAGUUUAA
Rhizoctonia solani is the source of this 1728-nucleotide messenger RNA. Its product is annotated as Sugar (and other) transporter. Bases 1 to 1728 code for a protein of 575 amino acids. Gene Ontology annotation, cellular component: membrane. The transcript has 15 exons. Gene Ontology annotation, molecular function: carbohydrate:proton symporter activity. NCBI's taxonomy places the organism in Eukaryota, Fungi, Basidiomycota, Agaricomycetes, Cantharellales, Ceratobasidiaceae. Gene Ontology annotation, biological process: carbohydrate transport; transmembrane transport. The record is from RefSeq and is a predicted model, not a curated record.